Megalobrama amblycephala (Wuchang bream) is the source of this 2630-nucleotide messenger RNA. Its product is annotated as sterile alpha motif domain-containing protein 9-like. The transcript has 4 exons. Bases 672 to 2084 code for a protein of 470 amino acids. Gene Ontology annotation, molecular function: protein binding. The record is from RefSeq and is a predicted model, not a curated record. NCBI's taxonomy places the organism in Eukaryota, Metazoa, Chordata, Actinopteri, Cypriniformes, Xenocyprididae. Gene Ontology annotation, cellular component: cytoplasm.
UCUAUUACUUUCUGUUCACUCAUCACCAGAGGUCACCUGCUUACCACAUGGACUCUUGCACUACACUAACUUUUGUACUUCACCCCGGACUACAGUUCCCAUGAUCCAUUGCACUGAUGACAAACAGCUGUAUGCACUGAUUGCACGAUUCCCAUCAGACUACAUAACCACGGACUUCCUCUUUCUUACUUCCGAGUAUUGUCUGUGCAUAACGCUAUGUUAGUGAUAGCAACGUUACGGAGCCCUCUCCUAGUUUUGUGUAAAGUUCCUAGUUCUAGUCCUGGUCUAGUUUCGUUGUAUUACCUUGUUGACUGUUCUCCUGUUUGCCUUUGAUUCUCUUGCCUUAUCGUUUGCUCCUUGCCUAGACUACUGCUUAUGUUAUUGGAUUACCUAUCUUGUCAAGCCCUCUGGAUGCUGUUUGCCUGUUUGAGCGGCUCCAGGUGUCGAUGGUCAUUGGAGACUGUGGAUAAUGGGAUAAAGCAUCUGAUGGCUUCAAUGCAGGAGUCGGUGUCAAAUGAGUGCACAACUUCUAGAUGAACAGCUCUGGAUGUCAUACAUGUGACCAAUCCUCCAUACCAUUUCAAUGUGAUUCGUCCUUCUUUGCUUCAGGCAGCUGAGAAACAAUUACAACUGUUUAACUGACUUGGGUCGAAAGAAGUGACUGAAUAGCGAUGGAGCAAAGAGAACCAUCAGAUUCAGAAAAGCAUGCAGAAUGUUCCCCACACAACAGACCUCCAGACACGAGUAAAAUGGAGGACUGGACGAAGGAGGAUGUCUAUAAAUGGCUCAUUGAGUUGAAAAUUCCUGAGAAAUAUGCUAAAAUGCUUGAGGAUCAGGAUGUUUCAGGAGCUGCUAUCAUUUUAUUUGAUAAACAAGACUUGCUAGAUGUUGGUUUAACGCAUGGACCUGCGGUUCAAAUCGUUAAAACCGUGGCCCUGUACAGAACAUCUUCAGCUGCAGCUGAAAGUCCUACCAAUGGACCUGUUGAACUGGAGACACCCUUGAGCACUGAAGAAAAGGGUAGUGAAUCAAGUGUGCAGAGAUGGCCUGAGGACAAUGGAGGGGAGUCCUCCUAUGAUGCAUCACCUCUUCAAGCCAAGAACGAUCUACUACUGGAGGAACGGGAUGAAGGCAUGUGCACAAAAGGAGAUGGGGCAAGUGGUGCACAAUCCCUGGCUUUACCUUUGACACACUGCACAAAUAAUGUGGGGAAUGAGACAAAAGAACACCUAAGGAACUCAGUGGACAACUCAAAAAGCUCUGUAUUUUGUUUGUGUAUGCCCCGCCCCUUUGAUAAAAGCAGCACAACAUUUGUAUACAGACAAAAUGAUAUACUUCCACCUGAGACUGGUCCAAGCAAUCUUAUUGACCCUCUGCAUGAAUACAAGCUCUUGGCAAACACAGAGAAAGUUUCAGAAAAGGAUGUCUUCAAAAAAUUCAGAGAUGAAACGUGUCGGUUUGCUGCAGCAUGUAUGAAUUCUCGAACAAAUGGAACUAUCCAUUUUGGUGUUGGAGAUGAGCCACUGUACAAACAUGGACAAAUUAUUGGACUAGAAGUGCCAUCUCAGAGCAAAUAUAUUAAUGAAUUUGAUAAGGGUCUGAAGGAGCACUUCAAAGAAAAUACAAAUAUUGCAAUGGCGUGCAUUAGGCCCCCAAAGUUUGUUAGGGUAAAAUGUCCAGACAACAAAGACAGGUGGGUUAUUGAGAUUGAUGUUGUCCCAAAGUAUAAAUUAACUGGGAAGAAGCUUUUUUUCAUUACAUUAGACAGGAAGAAAGGGAAGUCAAAAUGCCUUUUCAUUCGUUCUGGUGCAAACACCAUUAAUUAUUUACCCCCAAAAAAUUCCAAAAUGCUUAAGAAAAACAAUAAGAAAUUAAAAUUUGAUUUGGAACUAUGGGUUUCAUUCAGACAGUUAGCUGAAGACCAUGGUCAUGUCCCACAAUUCAAAUGCCCAUACGGUGAUCAUGAAAUCCAUGAGACUCUGCUCGCAAGCAGUCGAUAUGUGCCCUCAAUGCACACUUUUGGCAAGUCUGCACUGAAGCAAAGACGGCGACAGACUUCUUCUCGACAGUCAAAGCGACGUUAAGUUGCGAAAGUGCAGACUCAUAGGAAGACCGCAAGUGUUUAGGGUGCCGUUUAGGACAGGGCCCAUAUAGCUUAAGGCCGUGUGUCCACCAAAGUGUUUUUUUCCUGAGGUCAGCGUAUUGUUUUAAGUGUUUGCAAUCAGAGCAUAUUUUAGAAAGUCAGCAGUGUAACAAUGUCUAUUCCGCACUGUACUCUGCGCUUGGCUUUUUUUUUUUUUCCUGGUUUCCAAGAGUUGAAAAAUGUUAAACGUUGCAAUGUUGCAAACGUUGUAUGCUCACACUUGCAUUCUGUUCUUAAAAUACACAAAACCCUUGCAAUAUAUUUUACUGUCCCAUUUGUACUUUUUGUAUGGUCUUUUGUAAUAACUCUUUUGUUAUUAUUGUUAUUUGUCAGUUAUUUACUUACUGAUGGAAGCCAGUAUCAAGUGAUGCACAGUGCACUCUGCACAGAUGUAAUUUACUAUGUACUGUAUAGAAAGUAGAAGUGUAAAUAUAUAUAUUUUUUUUUAUGUUCAACUUGUUAUUAAUAUAUUUAUUAUUGCACUAUA